AUGCGACAAUCAGAUGCAUCUGCAAAAUCACUACUUACUGGAGGAUAUCGUGUUAACUCAAAUAAUGCGAGAGGAUGGAUUUCAAGUUUUGCUAAUACAUUAGGAACUGAAUCUCAUAAUGUAAGUAUUAAUAAUAUAGAAAGUGUAAGUAAGACCCAAAAGUCUUUAGAAGAUUGGCAUAAAGCUCAUUAUUUUGACUAUUAUUUUAAAUCUUACAAGUCUAGUGGAGUUAAUGAUGAAACUGCCUCUUUGUAUGCAAAUAGUUGUGUUGCUGAACUUGAACGUUCAGGUUAUAUAGUGAAUGUAGUGAAGAACCAACUUAGCACUCAUCUAAUAGGAAGUGAAGAUAAACAUCUGGCUUUAGAUAAUAACAACCAUUUUAAUACCAAGAUUGCUAAUAAAGUUACAGAAGAUAAUGACUUACAAAAUUGGAUACAACGCUUAUACUCUACAUAUUGUUCAAAUGGUAAAUCAAUAAAAGAUAUAGAGUGGAAUAAGAAGAUAUCUUUAUAUGCACAACAUAUAUCUAAACAAUAUACUAAAGCAUUGUUAAAUGGGACUGUAAAAUAUGUCGAUUGGAAGGUGCAACCAAUUCCCAAAAAAAAAACUAUUCAAGAGUUUACACCUGAAGAUUCAAAAAUGAAGAAUAACCCUUUAGAAUCUAAAAAGAGAGAUACAAGUCAAACAGAUGCACAAAAUUCAGAUAUCUAUCCUGUUAUACCUGUAAUUAAAAAGAGUAAAGUUAGAAACAAAUUUCAUAAUCCGGAAGAUAAAAAUUGUGGAACUAAGUCUGAGAACGAUCGUAUGAUUAUUGAUGCACAAGGAAUAAGAAGACUUUCUUGGGAACAAAUACUAGCAUUAGGUAGAUGUACUGAGAAGAUUGUUGGUACUUAUAUGUCACUUGAAAAACCUUAUCUUCGAUUAACAGCUUCACCUGAUCCUAAUUUAGUUAGACCAGAACAUAUACUACGUAAAUCUUUAAAAUAUAUUAUGAAAAACUAUAUGAAUUAUAAAUGUAAUAGAACUGGAGACUUAUCUACAAUCAUGCAAUUUCAUAAACAAGACAAAAAUAUAAAUACAGUUAAUACAAAAAAGUAUGAUUGGAAAUAUUUGGAAGAACAAUUCCGAUCUAUUAGGCAGGAUUUAACAGUACAAGGAAUUAAAAAUGCAUUCACUAUAGAAGUAUACGAGACAAAUGCAAGAUUAGCAUUAGAAAAUGAAGAUUUGGGCCAAUUUAAUCAAUGUCAAGCACGUCUCAGGGAACUCUACACCUCUUUGAGUAUUAAAUUUGAAAAUUCUAAUAGAGAUGAAUUUUCAUGCUAUUACAUCUUGUAUAUUACUCUUCAAAAUAUGAAGACAGACUUAAUUCGUAUUAUGUCUGAAGUAGAGAACUACAAAAAAUUUAAAGGAGUACGUUUUGCAUUGGAUAUAUGCUCUACACUAUUGGAUGGAAAUUACUAUAGGUACUUUUUAUUAUCAAAAAGUGCUCCUUGGAAGUCUAAGCAUUUAUUAAAUAUAUUUAGAAGUAGACAAAUAUUAAUAGCACUAACGACAAUAACGAAAUCAUCUCGUUUUAUUAAUAUUUUGACAUUACAAAAAAUCUUUUGCUUUGAUUCUAAAGAAAGUUGUUAUGAUUUUUUAAAAGAACACAAUGCAGUUUUUACUAAACUAGAUACAAAUGAAGUAGGUGCAAUCUUAGAUUGUAAAUCCAGUGGUUCCAUCUUCUCAACCUCGCCAUUAUUGCUUAGUAGGAAGGUACAAGCUCUCGGGUAA
Molecule: messenger RNA, 1773 nt
Organism: Cryptosporidium muris RN66
Lineage: Eukaryota; Apicomplexa; Conoidasida; Eucoccidiorida; Cryptosporidiidae
Product: SAC3/GANP family protein
Exons: 1
Coding region: 1-1773 (590 amino acids)
Cellular component (GO): nucleus
Source: RefSeq, a predicted model, not a curated record